Messenger RNA from Danio aesculapii, 6500 nucleotides. RefSeq names its product zinc finger C3H1 domain-containing protein (gene zfc3h1). The transcript has 33 exons. The record is from RefSeq and is a predicted model, not a curated record. Gene Ontology annotation, cellular component: exosome (RNase complex); nucleus. Gene Ontology annotation, molecular function: protein binding. Bases 82 to 5463 code for a protein of 1793 amino acids. Lineage: Eukaryota; Metazoa; Chordata; Actinopteri; Cypriniformes; Danionidae.
GAUGUGCGUGAUUACCCAGAAAGCUGCUUCCUGAGGAGGAUCAGAGCCAGCAUGAGCUGUCGGUAUCGGCUGUGAUCGGUAAUGGAGUCGAACCCGAGCUGCGCUUCUCCCCAAGGGGAGGAGCUGGAGGACGGAGAGAUCUUCGACGAUGAGCCGCAGCAGCAGAACGCGAGACCCCCGCGGCGGCCCCGGCCCUGCCGCCCGUACCGGAGAGCGCGUCUACCGGGGCCGGUGAUAGGCAGCGCCGCGGGGCCGCCGAGGCCCCCGCACCCGGCCUUUCCAUGCGAGCUCCGGCAGGCCUUCGAGUCCGCGCCGCGUUCCGGCUUCUGGGAGCGGAGUCACGGAGCGCUCACGGGCCGCUUCAGGUACCGCGCUCAGCGGCCGCAGGACUGGCCGCCCCGGGACUGGCAGCAGCAGCGCUUCCCGGAGAACCACCGGACAGACUCCCCCGGCAGGAAACCGCAGAAGAGUGUGCGCGCGGCGGCCCGCAGGAAUCCUCCGCUCAGUAAAAGCGAGCCGGUGGACGAGAGCUUCGAGGACCUGCUGCUGAAGUACAAGCAGAUCCAGCUGGAGCUGGAGUGCAUCCGCAAGGAGGAGCGCGCCGCCCUGGAGGACGAGGAGCCGCCGGUGCACAGGGCAGAUGGAGGAGCGGCGCCGCAGGAGUCUGUGGAGGAGCAGCAGCAGAAGAAGAGCUUUCAGGCCUUCAACAUCCGCCCGCUGAGGCAGAAGCUGCUGACGCCUGCAGAGAGAGACGCGCUCAACUGCAGAGCGGCGCAGGAGAACACACACGCACUGGAGAACACGCAACAGAACACGGACACGCAAGAGGACACGCAGCAGAAAACAGCGGACACCACUGCAGAUGACGCUGUGAAGGACGAGGACUCUGAAUCAGACCUCAACAUCUCCACUGUGAGUGACGACACUCCAGUCGUCAUCCGCAAGAAGGAGGAUGAGGACGAAGUGUCGGAGCUGCAGCUGCGUCUCCUCGCUCUACAGUCCGCCAGCAGGAAGUGGCAGCAGAAGGAGAAGCAGGUGCUGAAGGAGAGCAAGGAGAAGAUGGAGAGCAAGGAGAAGAAGACGGAGAAGAUCAGCUCAGCGUCUGCGGAGAGGAUCAGCCCGAGAGCAGCAGAGAGAUCCAGAGCUGCCAGAACACCUGUGGAGAAGAGCAGACCAGCCAACAGAGCCAAGAAACCUGCACACCUGACCAAGCAGGCUCUGAGGAAGCAGCAGUUGCGCACCUGGAAGCUGAAGCAGGAGGCGCAGCGGCAGCAGCAGGAGCAGGAGGAGGAGCGGCGGCGGCGGGAGGACGAGAUCCGCAGGAUCCGGGAUCUGUCCAAUCAGGACGAGCAGUACAACCGCUUCAUGAGGCUGGUGGGCUCCAGACGGCCGUCCCGCAGCAAGUCCGCAGACUCAGGGAAGCUGAAGCAGAGUCUGGACACGUCCGGCUGCCUCUACCAGUAUGACAACUAUGAUGAGGUCGCCAUGGAUACUGACAGCGAAACCAACUCACCAGCCGCGUCCCCUACCCAUGAUGCACUGCCCAUGUUCCCGCUGGAGUCCACACCUCACCGACAGGUCCAGCAUGGGGAGUGUGUGCGUGUGUUUGCUGCUCCUCCGCUGCCGCCGCUGCCUCCUCCUGAUGAAGACGAGCCGCCGCCGAAACCGCCGUUCGCUGAUGAAGAGGAGGAAGAGGAGAUGCUGCUGCGAGAGGAGCUGCUGAAGAGCCUGGCUAACCGCAGAGCGCCCCGCGCAGAGGGUGUGUCCAGCAUCAGUGGUCCUCCGUCUCCGUCUCUCAGGUCUGCAGGUCAGAGCAGGAGUAACCUCAGCACCGUCAGCCUCAACACCGUCGUCUCACACACUCGCGCGCUCAAGUUCAUACGCACGCAUCCUGCUCCCAAAGCCCCGUUUGUGCUGCCGCGGCACAAGGCUGUAGUGGUGCGUCUGAACGCGUCUGAUGACAGCGACUCUGAGGCCGAGAGCUGCGGCGCUGCGCAGAGUGUGUUUGGAGGACUGGAGUCCAUGAUUAAAGAGGCCCGGCGGACCGCAGAGGCAGCCAAACCCAAGCAUUCGGUGAGUGAGAAGGAGAAUAACCCUCUGAAGAGCGCUGAAGCCGGAGCCGACAGCAGGAAGAUGGAGAACCGGCUGCUGAGAGAGAGUGUGUGCAGUGUGGACCCCCUGCGCUCUGCUGCUCUGGAUCUGCUGGUGGCGUCUCCUGCAGGCUCAGACUCAGAGCUGGAGCUGAUGAGCCGAGCGGUGGAGCUGCAGGACAGGCUGGUGCAGCACAGGGCUCAGCUCAGUAAAGACGAGGCUCUGCUGAAACAGCUGCUGCUGCAGGAGCAGAAGAAAAAGGAGUCUCUAAAGGCUGCAGAAGGGAAGGUGCUGCGUCUGAAGGAGCAGCUGCUGGCGUCUGAGAAGAUCGUCAGCGCUAACAGAGUCCUGCUGCGCAAACUGCAGGAGCAGGUGCACAGGGUCCAGCACCGGGUGAGUGUGAAGCAGCAGCAGGCGGUGCGGAUGGAGAAGGGUCUGCAGCAGACUCAGGCCCCACUGAAGCGCAGAGCCAUCGCCACGGUGUACUCGCCGCUGAAGCGUGUGUGUGUGGGUCAGUCAGAUGUGCAGUACGCAGAGCUGAUAGCGCAGAAGCGGCGCCUGCAGCAGCUGGAGUCAGAGUACGCCCUGAAGAUCCAGAAGCUGAAGGAGGCGCAGGCGUUACGGCAGGCUGACCCGCGGCCCGCUGCCCCCCCGCCGCCGUCACCCGCCGCCCUGUACCCGCUGCCGCAGCCGUCUCUGCACGACCUGACGCAGGAUAAGCUGGCGCUGAGCAGCGGCGGAGAGGAGGAGGAGCAGCAGACACCCACUGCAGAGCCGCCCACCACCCGCCGCCGCUCCUUCCGGGAGUCCGGCUCCUCCACCCGGCCCAAGCUGAGCCCGCCGGAGCCGCACGCUGUACCCGCUGCUGUGCCUGUCGAUGUACCCGCUGCUGCCCCCACACUGCCCAGCGCCGCCACCAGCGCGCCCGCCGGCCUGCCAGAGCUACUGCCUGGACUCACGGUGGAGGACCUGCGGCGCAGAUACACACGCACUGCAGGAGUGGCGGAGCUGCUGCGGGACACGCCCACCGCAGAGCAUCAUGGGAAGGUCCUGCAGGUGGACUUUGAGCUGCCGCGUCCUCAGAGUCGAGUGGAGCUGAAGCCGGAGCCGUUCGGGGUCUAUCACAGUCCUCUGCUGGCCUUCAGGUCCUACAGGUUCAGUCCUUAUUUCCGCACUAAAGAGAAGCUGUCUCUGCGCUCUCUGAGCUUCAGCAACGCCAUCGAGCCCAAGAAGAGCUUCUGCCGCUUCGACCUGACCGGCACCUGCAACGCCGACGACUGCGCAUGGCAGCACAUGCGGAACUGCACCCUCUCUGAGAGUCUGCUCUUCCAGGAUAUCCUGUCCUACUGCCUGCCUCUGAUUGGCUGUGAUGACAGCAGCUCCGCCAGUGACAUCAGCACCGCCACAGAGAAAUACAUGAAGAAGCUGUUCGGGGCCAAUAAAGACCGCAUGGGGACGGACCAGAAGGCGGUUCUGCUCGUCAGCAAAGUCAACGAGAGGCUCAAACACAUCCCUCCGUUCACCACUCAUAAAGCCCAGAGGAGGUGGAGGCCUGAAGCCCAGAGACUGAAGACCCUCCCGGAGGAGGAAGAGCAGCUCACUGUGGGCCUCAGUGCUCCAGCGCGGCACGACGCUGCAGUGCCGGACCGCCGCUGCUGGACAGAUGUGUGUGUCACUCAGGAUGAUAAGCGCUACUUCGACAGCGAGACGGACGACAUCAGCAACCUGGAGACCAGCGUGCUGGAGAACCCCACACACACACAGCUGUGGAUCAAACUGGCCUACAGAUACCUCAGCCAGAGGGACAGCUCUGUGUCGGAGUGUCUGGACGCGGCGCUGAACACACUGUCGCGUGCGCUGGAGGAUAACGCUGAACACGCAGAGCUCUGGAGUCACUAUCUGACUCUGUUCACUCGCCGCGCCAGCAGAGACGAGCUGCAGGAGAUGUGUGAGAUGGCAGUGGAGCACGCGCCGCACUACAGCGUCUGGUGGACCUAUGUGAGUGUGGAGAGCAGGUUCGAGGGUAAAGAUUUCGUCGCUGCUCGUCUGGUGUCUCAUCUGCUGGACGCUCCUGAUCUCCAGCCGGACCUGCGCUCCUUCCAGUUGCUGGAGACGCUGCUGUACAGAGCUCAGCUGAGUGUGUUCAGCGGACGCACACGCUCUGCCACACACACACUCAAGAUUGCUCUAAACUCCAGCGCUGCGUCUCGGCUGACUCUCCCGCACCGCGCUCUGCUCUGGCUCUCCUUCAUCCACCUGCUGGAGCUCCAGCGUCUGCCCUCGUCUCUGUUCGACCCCGCAGACUCCAACCCGUCCCGCACCGUCAGCACAGAGCCCUUCCUCAUCCCCUGGAGGCCCGCGCAGGACACACACACACCUGCGGAGCAGCUCAUCCAGCUGUUCACAGAUGCGCUGGCCCGCUGUACAGAUGAGGGUUUGUCCUCCGCUGAGCAGAUUCAGGCCUGCUUUCCUCUCCAUUCAAACUUCAUUCACCUGCUCCAGCACCUGCACAGGUGUGACGAGGCAUUAGCGCAGUGUGAGCGUCUGCUAGAGGUGUGCCCCCUCUACUGCCCUCUGCUGGAGGUCACUGCGGCGCUGCAGCCCGAUGGAGCCGCUGAGCUGUGGAUGAACACACACUCGCAGCACAGCACCAGCGCACACCUGUUCUACCAGCUCAGCAGGUGUCUGCAGACACAGGGCAAGCUCAGUGUUCUGGAGGAUCUGUUCGGCCGCUUCAUGCGCUCCCUCUGCCAGUCUGUGCCGGAGCAGAUCAGGCCUCUGGAUGUCCUGCGACACAUUCUGGGGGUCCCGACUGAUCUGAGGGCACCCGUCCUGAAGGAGGACCUGCAGGAGGAGCUCAAAGACCAGCUGCCCUACCUGCAUCUGCUGCACUGCCUCUGGCAGGUGGUGUACGGCAAUGUUCGAGAGGCUGUGGAUGCGUUUGAGAAGGCGUUGGGAGCGGUGACGCAGCUGGAGCUCAUUCACACACUCUGGCUGGACUACCUGUCCUUCAGCCGGCAGCAGGUGUGUUCUCCGCAGCCGAGUGCCCGCGAGCUGAAGAUGUUCAGUUCUCUGGUUCUCCGCUGUCUGCAGACGGUGCCCGUGCGGCUCCUGGUGCCCUUCAGCUCUGCGCAGUACUGGAGCAGCUACAGCUUCCACAACCAGGUGGUUUCCUUCUAUCUGGGUUGCUUCCCGAAGUCCCAGCAUUCCUUGAUCCUGGAGAAACUCCAGCACAUCAUGCCCACCAACACUGAUCUGGCUAUCAGGUUGCUGCAGCAGGAAUGGCAGGAUGGAAAUAUUGAACAUUUUAAAUUGCAGAGCAGAAUGUUGUGCAGUAGCUUCCCGACCUGUCUGGCCAUCUGGAAAAUGUAAUGUUCUCUGAGGUCACACGACACGAUUGAGCCCUAAAACCCUCCACCUGUUGGACUGUGCUCCAGAACACACACGCUUGUGACUCCAAGGCUUUGGCUUUAUUAAAAGUGCUGCACAGGUGAAUGAUAAAGGUGUGUGAUGCCCAGCGGAGGGCAUUCAAUGUCUUCUGUUGCAUUGCCAGCAGAAGCUGAGCGUGACGUUCAUUUGUCUCGAUUUAUGUGUCUUGAACAGAUGCGUCUCCAAUGGAUGUGUCUCCAUCAGCUAUAAAUGCUGAGUAGUAAGUGCAGCCUUGAAUGUUUGAGAUCCUCCAAGCGUGUUGCAGUUUUUAUUGGUCAGUUUCUCCUCUGCGGUUCCUCUGGAACACCAUCAGUAUGGAUCAGUGUUUUCAGCUCUGCCAGAGGUGUUCAGUAGGGGUUGAGGUCUAAGCUCUGGGUGCUCCAGCUCAUGCUUCGAGGUGUCCUGCAGACACUGCCCUGCUGGAGAUGAAGCAUGGCCAGCCUAAGCCCAGAGAUCUCCUGUUCAUCAGGGAUGCUUCUAUAUCUUCAUCCUGAUGAGUGUCCAGCUCCUGAAGAGCAGCUGACACUGCAGGACCACUGCAGGAAUGAAGAGCGCCCCUGCUGUCCUCCAGCGGUGUUCAUCAGACAGAGGAUCGUGUUCCUCUGAGAGUCUUCAGGAGCCUUUAGCCAAGCUGCCUGUGCUUUUCUGUGGGCUGUUCUCCUCCUGGAGCUCUCUAGCAAACCCCAAUCAGACUCUUCUACACACAGCCGGGGUUCUGAAACGGACUCCUUCAGCCCUGAUGUGGGGUUCAGGAGUGUGGAGGUUGCAGUGCUGUCUGAUGGAGAUCUGCUGGUUUGCCUAAACAGCAGUGUUUCUCCUGCAGAGUUUAUCUUCAUCCACUCCAACACACUCCUGCAGUCUGUCUGAAGGCCUGAUCUGCUAAUUUGGGAGUGUUUGAGCAGACAGAAGCUCUUCAGCUGCAGGUUUAUCCAGGUCACACAGGAGCACCAGCGGGAUCAGCAGAUGAGCUUCAGCUUCUC